AGACAUCGUCUUGCGUGAUUCCUCGACCUCGACUUCUUCACUUGAAACACGGCUUGACGCAGAAAAAUUUAGUGUACCCGAAGCCAAUGAUUUUUCGUUAAAUGGUUUAUUUAUAUCACAUUUUCAGAUCACUAUAACAAUAUUUUUUAUAACGACGUCAGUAAUGUGUUAAUAGUAUAAAAUUAUAUCGAGGUGAAGUUUGUUUGUGUCGUUCCGAGAAUUAUUAGUUUCCCUCCAAAUAAUUCAUUAUAUGUAUAACUUCCGAUAUGCCACUUUUAAAGAAGAUGGUGUUUGAAAAACACUCCAUAAAGGAUUAUCUUAGAGACGAUGAAGAAGUAUUUUACUGUGAAAUUACAAACGAAAUUUUUAGGGAUUACGAAGAAUUUUCUGAAAGGAUGUUUCUCUACAACUCCAUGGUUUGGACAUGUUGCAUGACAGGAAAACAAAAUCUAACCUAUCAGGAAGCUCUAGAAAGCGAAGAUAAUGCUAGACAAAGUUUAAAAGAGUUUCCAAUAGAACUCAGACUGCCAAUAUUGUUUCUUGCUAGUAAAACACACAGAACAUCGUUUGGGGAUAUGACUGAUGAUGUGUUUAACUUUGUUAAGGAUAGAUACUUUACAGGAGAAAAUUUAGAAACAUCUUUUACAGGUUCAAAGUGGAAGGAUUCUCAUGUCCUGCAGGUUAUUGCACCACCAGCUGAUACUAUCAAAAGUCCAAAAAAUGGGAACAAAACAGAUAGUCACUUUUGGCCUCCAGCAAAUCUCUUUAAAUAUGAAAUUGAACACUUAGAUGCCGAGGAUAAUGACAUCAGUGAGAUAAUGAUAGUCGAUUGUAACCAAAUAAGACGUAGAAAAGGCUCAUUUAACAGAGAUAAAUGUAAACUAUUCCUGAGACAAUAUGUGGAACAUGAUUCAAAGGGAAUAUUCGCCAUAAAAGCGUCUGUAAUUGAGGAACUAGGAAUAAACAAAAUUAAAUUUGAACAAAUAUUCGAUGGUCCUAUGCCCAAUUUUGAAGUUUCUAAAGAAAAAGAGAAAAAGCCGAGUACAAAAAAGAAGUUAAAUCAAGAAAAAAUGUCUAAAUAUUUAACAAAGACUAAUGGAGACAUCACAAACAAGCCAGCACAAAAUACGAAUGCCGAAGAAAACAAAGUAAACUUGUUGGAAGAGAUGAAGAAGCGAGAAGAAGAGUUUAAAAUUAAACAGCAGCUUAAAGAAGAACAAAGGAUCGCUAUGAAAAAGAGGCAUAAAGAAGAAAGUGUUAUAUUAAAUAGUUCUAUUAAAAAAUGGAUGCAACCAAAGGAAGAUACUGAACUGGAGAAUCAGAAAAAAUUACCAGACUAUAUGCCUGUCAAGUCAAAAAUACCUGAAAAAUACUUUGGUGAAAUGUUGAUGAUCAUGGAAUUUAUUCAAUCCUUCUCAAAGACUCUGUCUACCAAAGACUUUUUCCCCAAGGGUGUUAACUUAGAAUUAAUGGAGAGAGUAUUAACUGAGAAGGAAGUAGCAGGAGUUUUCAUAGAUAUGAUUCAAAUGUUUCUGACAGCUCUAUUUAAUUGUCAAGAUGAGGAGUCAAAUCAGUACAAAACAUAUAGCCAAACAAAAACUGCUUUAGGUGUCAUAGAUGAUGAAGAUAUCAGCGUAACAGAUGCAACUCGUUUAGCUACCUUGGCUUCAAACUGGAGUAGUAAACAUCAAGGUUUACCCUUACACCGUUUACCUUUGUAUUCUGUGACAGUUUCUGAAAUACUUCGGUUACAUCUGUUAUCUUCUGGAGCUCUGAUCGAAAGUGGUGGAUCGAAAUGGAGGUAUGCACUAAGAGGUGGUUAUACAAGUGAAGAUGAUCCUGGUUUACAUCUGCGACUUCAUAAUCCUGAAAUACUGAAAGCUUUGGCUACACAUAAUGUCGUUGAUCUCCCCAUGAACCAAAAAUUAAAAAUUCUUGACUGUUUGAUGAACCAAUUGCUUACUUAUGCUGAUGUAAGAGAUAUAAUAGAAGAUCGCUUGGCGAACAGUAAAAAACAAAUCCUGGACUUGAAGGCGAUUCAGCUGGCAGAAAAGAAAAGGGAGCAGGAGCAUAGUGCUGCUAAACAAAAGUUACAGAAAGAAUUAAAAGGCGAACCUGACAAGUUAAAGAGUAAAUUAGAUACUUUAGAAGGGGUUGCAGAAAGACAACGUUAUAAAUAUAAUCAGAAAACUAAAAAAGUAAUGGAGAAUAUCUAUGAUGGACAAACAGUUCUAGGUACGGAUAGAGCAUACAGAAAAUACUUGAAAAUAAAUUCUGUACCUGCAAUAUUUGUCAAUGAUGAAGAUGAGCAUACUGGCAUUUGUAAUGACUCAAUUUGUGGUCAGAAUCCUGAAUUAGUUGACGCCAGUAGACAACAGCUACUUCAUUAUAUGAGAAAAAAGUAUAUUACCAGUUCACCAAAAAGUUCUAACAGAAGAAAGGUGAAUGGUACUUUGGAUACGCCUCUUCCACUAGUAGUAGACGAAAAUAAUGCCAAAGAGUUAUUAAUGUGCACAGCCAAUCCCGAAACAUGUCCUGUACAUUCCAAAAGUAUUGAAAGAGUAAAGUGGUCUAUUAUAUACCAUGAAAUUCAACUACAAGAAGUUGAAGAUAGACUGAAUAAAAGAGGUAUUCGAGAAGGAGAGUUGCUUCAAGUUAUACAAAACUACAAGGAGAAGUUGGAAUAUGUUGUAACUCACACGCCGAGCAAUAUCUUUGCUGAAAGUAUGGUGGGGAAAGAAGAACUGGACGAUUUGGGUCCAAGGGUUACCAGAAAACCUGCAUCAAACCUUGGAUAUCCGCACACAAUGUCAACUUCUGAAAUUCUCGAAAAUGUCCUAUUGGACAAUAUUCUUGAAAUAGAGGAGAAACUGUUUGGUGGAAGUUUGGGUGAAUUACAAGUUAAAAGUAGGGAACAAUGGCGACAAUGUCUAUCCGAUAAAUUGUAUGAUGAACUAGAUACAACAAUCAAUCUUCGGGAAGUGAAGUCAAGAAGAUCGGAUAGAGGCUCGGAUAGACCUGCAACUCCAGAAGUACCAAUUAAGCCAACUUUAAAAAAAUAUCAUGAUCCUGGAAGACACGUGGGCACAGGUCUAGAUGUUGAAAUGAACGGAGAUAGCGAUAGUAUCCCAUAUGAUUCUGAAUAUAUAAAAAAAUCUGUAAAAACUUUAGCUAUAGCCCUAGCGCAGGUUGCUCGGGGAGUCGAUCCAAAAUAUUUACAAAAACCUUUAGGAAGUGCAGGCAUUGGUAAAUCCGAAAAAAGGGAAUUUUGUGACAGAUUAGACAAAUGGGAGCAAUCUCUGUUGCCAUCAACUAGUUACAGUCAAGUAUUUUUACACUAUGCUACCUUAGACUCUUGUAUAAUGUGGUCCAGAUCCGCUUUAAAAGCUAGAUGUAAGAUAUGUAGACGUCUAACAGAUUCUGAAAAUAUGUUACUGUGCGACAAUUGUAAUUUAGGACAUCACUUAUACUGUCUGAAACCAAAAUUAACCAGUAUUCCAAAAGGUGAUUGGUUCUGUGAUGGAUGUAAAAAAGAAAAAGAACAGGAAACAAAACCCUUAGAUCCUGAACUUGUCCCUUGGAAAAAGCGUAGAAUAUUUAGAGAUGAGAAUAUGGAGGAAGAAGAAGAUGAAGAAUCCAAUUAUGAAAGUGAUAUAAAAGAAGAAGAAGAAGAAGCAUCAAGUGAAGAAGAAUGCAAUGGAUUCGUUAAAUUCGAACUUUGUAAAACUUGUGGCUCCGGAGGAGAAUUGAUCUCGUGCGAAAAAUGUUCGAGUACUUUCCAUAUAGAAUGCUGUGAACCUCCUUUAAGAAGGCCACCUAGAGGUUCGUGGACUUGUCACCUUUGUAAAAGUAGUAAAGACCAUUCAAGGGAAAGAAGUAAUUCAGAAUCAAGUGACGAAAUUAGUUUGUCCACUAGAAAAAAUCGAAAGGAAGAUACACGGAAUGAUCUUCCUUUGCAUAACGCGGCGUUACAAGAAUUGUUGGUGGAAGUAAUAAAACAUGCAGAUGCUUGGGCUUUUGUAAGGCCAGUACAAAAGACAGAGGUAAAAGAUUAUUACGACAUAAUAACAAAACCUAUGGAUUUCGGAACAAUCAAAUACAAAUUAAAUAUGGGCAAAUAUUCUAAUGAUGCUCAGCUCAUGGAAGAUGCUGUUUUGGUAUUUGAAAACUGCAAUACGUAUAACGAAUCUGAAUCUGAAGUAUACAAAUGUGGAGUGCGAUUACUUAAAUUCUUCAAAAAGAAAGCUAAAGAAUUAGGUCUCAAACUACCCAAGGAUAUGACCAAUGGCUAUACAAUACCAGCAAAAAAGAGGCGGACAAAUUAGCUGUAGUAUUCGGACUUUUUAAUUUAUUUUUACAUAUAGCAGUGUAACAAUUGAAGUACCCCACUAGCCCAUUUUAUCUUAUUUAAUAUUUUUUUAUUAUGAAAAUUAUAGUUUCUAGAUUUAUUGUUAAUUAGGAUAUCAUUAUUUAUAAUAAAACAUAAAGAAUU
Diabrotica balteata is the source of this 4492-nucleotide messenger RNA. NCBI's taxonomy places the organism in Eukaryota, Metazoa, Arthropoda, Insecta, Coleoptera, Chrysomelidae. The record is from the annotation of a GenBank genome assembly.